AUGUUGUUCUUCUCCUACUUCAAGGAGCUCGUGGGGAAGGAGGUGACAGUGGAGCUCAAGAAUGAUCUGGCGAUCCGCGGGAUGCUCCACUCGGUUGACCAGUACCUCAACAUCAAGCUGGAGAACACCCGCGUUGUUGACCAGGACAAGUAUCCCCACAUGCCUAAUUGCAUAGAUGUGCUGUUAACUGGUAGAAGAUUUACCCUAAUACUGACUGCCAGAACACAGUGCUUGGGUAAUUCGAUGGUGUUCAUUGUCCAUGAAUACAGAACAAAACCACGGAUUUAUCCUUGA
Messenger RNA from Miscanthus lutarioriparius, 294 nucleotides. Lineage: Eukaryota; Viridiplantae; Streptophyta; Magnoliopsida; Poales; Poaceae. The record is from the annotation of a GenBank genome assembly.